Molecule: messenger RNA, 952 nt
Organism: Catharus ustulatus (Swainson's thrush)
Lineage: Eukaryota; Metazoa; Chordata; Aves; Passeriformes; Turdidae
Gene: PLAC9
Product: placenta associated 9
Exons: 4
Coding region: 39-326 (95 amino acids)
Source: RefSeq, a predicted model, not a curated record
UCCAGCACAACCAGGCACAGCCCGGGCAGGCUGAGACCAUGCUUUUCCUCUGGGCACUGGCAUUUGUUCUAGUCCUGCAGGAGCAAGAUCCUUUAGCUGCUGCAGAUCCUGUCAGUGUGACACCUGGAAGUUUGGAAGGAGAGAGCUGGUGUAAUGAACAUAUGCUCCAUGAACGCUUAGAUAUCAUUGAAGAGAAGGUAAUAAAAACAGUGGAGCACCUAGAAUCAGAAGUCAAAUCACUCCUGAACAUCAUCAGUGAGACAACACUGAAUAUCCCCACUGUUCCAGGAACUCCACUUACAGACAUUUUUGAUGAUACCAGCUGAGCACUGUGAAGACAGAAGACAGCUGAAUGUAAUGGUGUGGUUGUCAUAAACAGUUGCACUUCUGAUCAUUUAAUAAAGCUUAUGUUUCCAGAAUUUGUGCAGGGUGAACAAUCUUCAGCUGUAGUUUGUCUUCUGCGUUGCUGUGCUUCAUAAUAAAAAGGUACUUGCUUUCAGACACUGGUUCAAACUUUGCAUUCUAAAUCUUUCAGGAGUCUUACUUUAUCAAAGUUGCCUUUCAAAUGCAACACUGUCAGUAAGAAAACAAGAUCAGGUGAUAUUCGUGACUAAAGCACAGCUAACAAACUUCCCUUAAAUUCAAAAGCUUCCUCCUUCCCCUGCAAAGAAGUAAACUCUUGCCAUUUGUUUCAGCCAACAAAGAUAAAGUUCAGCUGCAAAUUCCUCUCAAGACAUGCUCAGGUUGUCUGACAGAAGCGAGUGUAUGGUCUGCCUUUAGACACAGGACACACUCCUGCCAUUGACCAAAAUGGGAGUCCUGUCAGCAAGCCCCAGUCAGAAUCCACCAUUUGGACACACAGCUACCAUAUUCUGUAAUCUUUACACUGCCCUCCCUUGCCAUGGUGACAAAUGCAAUCCAGAAUUAAAUCCAGGUCAUUGACUUUUUCUUU